UCAGCUUUCAUCUGCAUCUUCAAAGCUCCGGGAAAAUCAGCAGUUUAAGCUUUUACUUUGAAAAGCAUUUCCGGAAGUCUCUCUUGUCCGUAUCCUAUGCUAGCUGGCUUAACGCUAGCUUAAACGAUCACAUUCUAGAAAAUGCCAAAUAAUUUAAAAAUGUACAUGUUAGAGGCGCGUUUCUUUUUAUAAGCACCCUUUACUCCAUUCGGCGUUGGUUUCUAUACUUUAUAGAGCUGUUACGGGUAUUUAAACAGGUUUAAAGUGCUAACGUUCAGCUAACCCCCACGACUUUUCCACGCUCGCCGCUGUGAAGUAUAACAGGAAGAGGCGGCGGCAAGGAGGAGCCGCUGUUGCGGUACGACUUAGUUCCUCCGCUCCAUUUCCUCGUCUUCCCCAGCUUUCUGUUAUUGUCUAAUUCAGCUCAUAAUAUCACCCGGGGCGGUGAAUUUCAAUAAGAUCCUAAAAUGCACCGGUAUUUCGGAGAGCUACUCACCCGGGGAGCUGGCAGCAUCCUGGCGUCGGGCUGCUCUGCCGCUGACACUGUUCGCCCUGUGUCCGCGUCCCUGCUGCGGUCCCGUGGCUACAGCCAGGCCGUGGACCGGGGCGACGACCCCAACUUUUUCACCAUGGUUGAGGGCUUCUUUGAUCGGGGUUCCGCUAUCGUGGAGGACAAGCUGGUGGAGGACCUGAAGACCCGUGAGAGCCCAGAGCAGAAGAAGAAGAAGGUCCGCGGGAUCCUGCGGAUCAUCAAGCCGUGUAACCACGUCCUGAGCGUCUGCUUCCCCAUCAGGAGAGACAACGGAGAGUGGGAGGUGAUAGAGGGCUACCGGGCCCAGCACAGCCAGCACCGGAUGCCCUGCAAGGGAGGUAUCCGCUACAGUACAGAUGUGUGUGUGGAUGAGGUGAAAGCUCUGGCUUCGCUGAUGACGUACAAAUGUGCUGUUGUCGAUGUGCCGUUUGGUGGAGCCAAAGCUGGAGUGAAGAUCAACCCCAAGAAUUACUCAGACUCGGAGCUGGAGAAAAUCACCAGGAGGUUCACCAUCGAGCUCGCCAAGAAAGGCUUCAUCGGGCCUGGGAUCGAUGUUCCUGCUCCAGACAUGAGCACAGGGGAGCGGGAAAUGUCCUGGAUCGCAGACACCUUUGCCACCACCAUGGGACACAAUGACAUCAACGCUUACGCCUGCGUCACCGGGAAGCCCAUCAGUCAGGGAGGGAUCCAUGGUCGGAUCUCCGCCACCGGCAGAGGCGUUUUCCACGGCAUUGAGAACUUCAUCAGUGAGGCGGCCUACAUGAGCCAGCUGGGGUUGUGUCCUGGCAUCCACGACAAGACCUUCGUCAUCCAGGGUUUCGGUAACGUCGGCCUCCACUCCAUGCGCUACCUUCAUCGGUAUGGAGCAAAGUGUAUCGGAGUCGGAGAAAUAGACGGAACUAUCUGGAACCCCAACGGCAUCGACCCCAAAGAACUGGAGGAGUACAAACUGGCCAAUGGGACCAUCGUGGGCUUCCCGAACGCUACGCUGUAUGAGGGAAACAUCCUGGAGGCUGACUGUGACAUCCUGAUCCCAGCUGCCGGCGAGAAACAGCUGACCAAGAGCAACGCACACAAGGUCAAAGCCAAGGUCAUAGCGGAGGGAGCCAACGGUCCGACCACGCCUGAAGCUGACCGCAUCUUCCUGGAGAGGAACAUCUUGGUGAUCCCGGACAUGUACCUGAAUGCCGGCGGUGUCACAGUUUCCUACUUUGAGUGGCUGAAGAACCUGAACCACGUCAGUUACGGUCGACUCACCUUCAAAUAUGAACGAGACUCCAACUAUCACCUGCUCAUGUCGGUGCAGGAGAGUUUAGAGAGGAAGUUUGGGAAACAUGGCGGAUCCGUCCCCAUUGUGCCGACCUCAGAGUUCCAGGCCAGGAUCGCUGGAGCGUCUGAGAAGGACAUCGUUCACUCAGGUCUGGCCUUCACCAUGGAGCGCUCUGCCAGGCAAAUCAUGCGAACAGCCAACAAGUACAACCUGGGCCUGGAUCUGCGGACGGCAGCGUACGUCAACGCCAUCGAGAAGAUCUUCAAGGUGUACUACAAUGCCGGCCUCACCUUCACGUAGACUUGCCUCCAUCCACCUCCUCUCCAUCUUCCGUUCAACCAGAACCCGGCCUUUAGUCUUAGCAGCAGCAUGAAAGGAGAGUCUGACACUGUCUCUGUCGUUGUGUUCCUUCCUUCGCUUCAACAUGUCUGCUUCUACUCUUGUCUUUAAAGCGGGCUGACUCGCCGCUCUGCUGCUUUCUAAUGAAUCCUUCUGCUGCUUUUAACACAUAUCAACCCAAAUGUAUAGAGAAAUGAUAUAAAGAUAUAGAUGCCUUAACACCACAAAGAAACCUGCAACAUGCUGUGUGGCCAGAAGUAUGUGGACCUUCACAAACUCUAGUGUCGUUUUGGUUUGUCGAUGAGUUGAUUGGACCAGUGUGUCUCAGCCUGAUGAGUGACCAGCUUGUUGACGAUGACAAGGAAACAGAAAAAAGUAGCACUUCUGAGGCUUCUCACAAAUGCUUGCUUCUCUUUCUGGUACAUUUUUAGAACACGAUUCAAACCGAGCACAGUCUUUGGACAAACCAGCCACUCUGCGAUACUGUCAGACCAGCACUCAGCACUAGUCGUCCCUCUGUUGCUUAGGCACAUGAUGUAGAGGGGGUCUUCCACAUAGCCCCCUCAGCUCCUGGCUCCUCUGAUAUGUCCGUCUCUGGCGCCUUGUGCCUGACUCUCCUCUCUGUGAAAGUUUGCACUCGACCUGCUUCUUAAAACAUCCUGCAGAGAGAUCAAGGCACCUGGUUAUUUUAGAUACACAACUCAGUCAGACUUUAUUUCUUUAGCACCUUUCAUACACGUCAAAUGCAAUUCAAAGCUCUGUACAAGACACUGAGCGCACACCGUGGAAAGAACGGAGAAUAAUCCGCUGCUAAAAAACUAUUCAAAUAAGAUAACAGCAAAUGUAAUGAUACAAAAUAGUCUAAUUGUAUUGUGACACAGAGUAAGAAGUCAGUUGGAUGUAGAAUUUUCACUGCACGGCGUCAACAUGGCGUUGACCUCCACAGCCAGCAGCGUUACAGAAGGUAACUCACAGCUGUUUUCUCUUUAGCUAUUGAUUAUCGUCUUGAUUGAUCAUUCGGCUUAUAUUUUGUCAAGAUGACACAGUCACGUGUCUUGUUUUGUCCGACCGACAAAGAUACUUGGUUUAAAUCACUGAGGAGCUGCAGCUGCAGAAUGUUUGACUUAAAUAUGAUUUACACAUUUAAUGACUUUAAAACUGUUAAUUCAUGUGACUGUUAACCAACCUAAAGCAACAGAACAAAGCGCUAAACGUAUUCAGUUACUGGUGAACAAUACAACAAGAAAAGCUGCAAACGAAAGACUGUUACACAAUUUGUGAUGAAUAAAAUGUGACUGAUUGAUCUGUCCACAUACUUUUGGCCAUGAACCCUUUGUCUACACAUUAAUGUCCUUUUUAUAACAUGCUGUGAACAUGUACCUCAGGACUGUGGCAUUGAUGUUUACUGCCUUUGGAGCCGUUAAAGGACCAUUCCUGUGUUUUCGCUCAUUAGCUACUAACGGUUUUGUUUAUGAUCCAUUAGUUUUAGAUUGAUUUCAGGUCAUUUCUAGGAAGAUUGGUCUGUGUGGUGAACUGGUGGCACUCAGGGUUCAGCAUUUAUUUCAGCAGUAUUCUAACAUUGAAUAGACAUGUAUUACACACUGUAUUGAAGUAUAGUUCUAGGAAGGUUCAGGUGUUUGCUAAUACACAGCACUGGUUCUAAGUGUGCCUCACGCUCUGUGUCUACAGCAGCCUCCAUCACAGGUGGGGACUAAUGCAUUAACAAAGCCACUUUACACUCACUCCAUUAAAUGGUUGCAUACUGCCCAUAAAUGCUGAAGUAAAAGCCAAGUUAAAUGUUACCUCUUUACUUUUGUGAAAAUUCUUCAUGCCUGUGCAACAGUAACGUAUCUUUAAAUGAAAAUCAACAGUGACCUGGUAGGAAAAACUUUCAGAAAUCUGAAGCACUGCGAUGUGCUUUGAAAAAAAUUUCCUGGAAUGCUCCUUUAUCUGUCGGCCGUGUUUAGCUUGUGUGCAGAAAGUGGCCCUUCAACUGAAACCUCGGCUGCAGCUCGUGCUAAAGCGUUCUGCGGUGUUGUUCCCUGUUUCAUUACACACCUGUCACCUUGAAAGCACUGAGCUACAGUCUUCAGGUGAAUCUCGGAGUUUGGAAAGUCAGACAUAGGCUUUCUGCCUGUUCUCCAGCAGACUGUCGGCUGCUCAGCAGCAAACACCGGGUUCUCUGAGCAGCUUGACAGACAUAAAGCUCAAAAUGUUUAAAUAACUCUGCAACUAAUUCAGCUAACUCUGGGUUGUGGUCCCUGUGGGGACAGCUGAGGGCUCCAGGACCCACAGACACAAAGUAGAAAGCUAUGGCUGCAUUGGUUACUCUGAGAGCGCCCCCUCUCUGCCAGGGUUUGAACUGCAGCAAUGUCUUCAACAGUUUAAUUCAUGUCUUAACGUUGGUUUAGGCUGAAGUUUCCCUCCCAGCGCCUCAGACCUGGUUUGUCCACAGCAGUGUGAACAGACCAGGUGUCCUCAGACCAGAUCUGUGUGGCAGUGUAGGAGCUCAGUGAUGUUCACACUGGAGCAGGGUACAUGGCCCUGACACACACGGAAAGGAAGCAGAGACACAAAGGUCAGAUCUGGCUGAGACAUCAGGACUGAGCAUGAAGGCCUGGGAUGUGACGCAGCCUUAGAAACUCGUUUGAAACCUCAGAUAACAGUCUGAACAAAGCUUCAUCUCAGGGUGGGGAGCUGUGUGAGCCGCUGUUUCCUGACAGCUCUGAUCCAAACCGCUGUCAGUAGCUGUGUGAGGGGGUUUGUGCCUUUUUGUUUAAAAUGAAAUGUUACAACAAAAUAAAGUCCAGAGAAAGUGA
Monopterus albus (swamp eel) is the source of this 4960-nucleotide messenger RNA. RefSeq names its product glutamate dehydrogenase, mitochondrial-like. The record is from RefSeq and is a predicted model, not a curated record. Lineage: Eukaryota; Metazoa; Chordata; Actinopteri; Synbranchiformes; Synbranchidae. Gene Ontology annotation, cellular component: mitochondrion. Gene Ontology annotation, biological process: L-glutamate catabolic process. Gene Ontology annotation, molecular function: L-glutamate dehydrogenase (NAD+) activity. The transcript has 13 exons. The coding region runs from base 468 to 2102 and encodes 544 amino acids.